This is a messenger RNA of Phytophthora sojae, 468 nucleotides long. RefSeq lists its product as hypothetical. The annotation marks the transcript as partial. The record is from RefSeq and is a predicted model, not a curated record. Lineage: Eukaryota; Oomycota; Peronosporomycetes; Peronosporales; Peronosporaceae. The transcript has a single exon.
AUGUACUCGUUGUGGCCCGCUGCAUACGGAUUCGACCCGCAUGGCGGGGGCACAAAUAUCCCUGGAGUGCACUUUCGGGCGGAUGCGCUGUUGUGGCACCCACUACUGCUCGGGCAUGUUCAUGUUGCCGAACGACUUGGCAUCCCCCUCCAGUGCGCCAGCUUGGAACCCCUCUCACCGACGUGCUAUUCCCCCCAUCCUUUGAGCUCGAUCACUGGCCUCGACUCAACUAUCAUGACGCUGUGCCAAAGCAACCUGCUCACCUACGGAAUCGUGGACACGACGUUUUGGCGUGGUGGCGUGGCUGAAGUGUUGACCCAGUUUCGCGCCUUCAUCGGCCUCCAGAAGCGUUGCGACCGCCCUGAUCCGCUGGUGCGGUGGGAAGUUCCUCACAUUUACCUCUGGAACCCUGCGCUGAUGCCGAAGCCAUUGGACUGGGGAGCGGAGCUGUCAGUGGUUGGUCAUGUG